Messenger RNA from Xenopus tropicalis (tropical clawed frog), 3581 nucleotides. Its product is annotated as probable RNA-binding protein 46. The record is from RefSeq and is a predicted model, not a curated record. The coding region runs from base 54 to 1655 and encodes 533 amino acids. Gene Ontology annotation, cellular component: cytoplasm. The transcript is spliced from 5 exons. NCBI's taxonomy places the organism in Eukaryota, Metazoa, Chordata, Amphibia, Anura, Pipidae. Gene Ontology annotation, molecular function: RNA binding; nucleic acid binding.
GUCACAAAAGAAGGAGUUCACUUCCUAUCUUCUGAACAGAUGCUUUUGGAGACAUGGAAGAUAAUUGUACAGAUAUGUUCAAUGGAUGCAGCAAAUUUGAUUUUAGCAUUCAGACUCAAGUAGCUUUGCUUGCUUUAAUCGAUAAGACCGGUUACACCAUGGUACAAGUAAAUGGACAGAGGAAAUUUGGUGGCCCUCCUCCUGGUUGGGAAGGACCUCCACCUCCACGAGGCUGUGAAGUUUUUGUAGGAAAAAUUCCUCGUGAUAUGUAUGAAGAUGAAUUGGUUCCUUUGUUUGAAAGGGCUGGAAAAAUAUAUGAGUUUAGGCUGAUGAUGGAAUUUAGUGGUGAGAAUAGAGGCUAUGCGUUUGUCAUGUACACAAACAAAGAAGAAGCCUUGUUAGCCAUUCGAAUGCUAAAUAAUUAUGAAAUUCGCCAAGGAAAGUUUAUUGGAGUCUGUGCCAGUUUAGACAACUGCAGACUGUUUAUUGGCUCUAUCCCACAGGAAAAGAGAAAAGAAGACAUUUUAGAGGAAAUGAAGAAAGUAACAGAAGGAGUGAUGGAUGUUAUUGUGUGCCCUAGUGCAACAGAUAAAACAAAAAAUCGUGGUUUUGCUUUUGUGACGUAUGAAUCUCACAGAGCAGCUGCCAUGGCACGAAGAAAGCUAAUUCCAGGAACGUUCCAGUUAUGGGGACGUACAAUAAAGGUUGACUGGGCAGAUCCAGAGAAAGAAGUUGACGAAGAAACAAUGCAGAAAGUAAAGGUUCUGUAUGUUAGAAAUUUAAUGAUGUCAACGACUGAGGAAACAAUUAAAGCUGAAUUCAACAGGUACAAACCUGGAGUUGUUGAACGUGUCAAAAAAAUAAGAGACUAUGCCUUUGUGCACUUUUUCAGACGUGAUUAUGCCAUUGCUGCUAUGUCAGAAAUGAAUGGAAGAUUAAUUGAUGGAGCGAGGAUAGAGGUAACACUGGCAAAGCCGGUGAAUAAAGAAGCAGCCUGGAGGCAGAAUGGAAAUGGUCACAUGAAUCCUAAUUCUGAAUGCUUACUGAAUUUUGCAAAUAAAGAAGGAUCCCAGAAGGUUCUUGAUAUGUGUUCAAAUGUCCCAGCAUAUUACAAUCAGAACAGCCCAACAUUCCUAGAAGCAGAGAGAUGCACAUAUCCAUGUAUUCCUGGAACAAAGCUUACUCCAAUGAAUUUGUAUUCGUUGAAGAUAAAUCAUUUCCAUUCAGCAGUAAUGCACCUGGAGUACUACUGUUACAAAAAUAAUUGGUCAUUCCCUGAAUAUUAUUUGUAUGCAACUACCGGUCAAGAUGGGAAAAUGCUCUUAGCUUAUAAAGUUAUAGUGCCAGCCAUUGCAGGUAACACCAACAGUUACUUCAUGCCAGACAAGCUGUGUUCAAUUGUAGAAGACGCAAAGGAACUGGCAGCUCAGUUUACACUAAUGCAUUUAGAUUACAGUUACCAUCCUACUUCAGGCAAAAAUAUAUCUUUGCCUAGCACUGCUGCCGCAUCUGGAUCAUCAGGUGUCCUCCCUUACACACCCAAACCGUACUCGUAUUCCAGCUACCCAUCCUCACCAAAUGUUUCUCUGACUAAUGGAGGCAGUGUGGGAAAGCAGCUUUAUGUCUCCAAUCAAGCGUCUUAUUUCUCAGGAUAAGCCUGCCUGUUAAACUGGUUGUGUCAUCUCUUUUAACUUCUACUUGCAAGUAUUUUUUUGUAAAAUAUUUAUUCAGUGUAUUCAUUUCAGGUAAAUGCAUUUGCUUCCAAAACAUCUUUAGGGAGUUGGCAGUUUAAUAUUAUGACAGAAUUAUGCAGUUCCCCAAUGGCUGCUGCAAAUUCUGUAUGGUUUUUACCCAGUUGUGUUGUUUUAAAGGAGAUCUCUACCCAAAUACUGUUUGGUUUUUGUUGUUUCAUUUUUUUUUUUUUGCUUAGUGCAAGAAAAUUUUCCAAUAUACAUUAUUUUAAAAAUGUUCAGUAAUGUUAAGCUUAAUUGUAAAUGUAAUUGCUAGUGAAACAUCUAUUGGCUGUUCUUAUCCUUUACAUCUACACAACUGGUUCAGACUUGUGAAACAGGGUAGCAGAACCAGCUGACGUGGAUGAGAUCCUCAUAUACAAAGAGGGAUAAACAGAUACGUUUCAUAUGCUUUCAAAAAAAGCAAAAACUGACAAUUUAUAUUGGUUGACUAGAAUAACUUUUUUUCUUAAUUAAGCAAAAACAGUUUUGGGUGGAGAUCCCCCUUGAACACUAACAUUUAAAAUAAAUGCCACAAAAAUAUUGGCCUAGAAGGUUACGUUUAUCAUUUCAAAACAAGCCACCCUAUAUUAGCAACAUCCCAUACAAACACUGAAUAUGUUCUGCUGCUCUCAGAUAAUUAGCAAAGAAGAAAAUCCACACAUUAACUUUAAUAUUUUAUUGAGUUAUAGCAGUGGUAUUAUAAGGCAUUUUGAAAUGUUGCUUUCUUUGGCAUUUUUAAUCGAUACUGCUUCUCUCAAACCUAAAAUUGAAACUGAUAUAAUUUGCUUAUUCCAGUCAUCCAGAAUGUGGAUGGAAUAUAAGGGCAGAUUAUUAUAAAGAUGGCCGUACACAGGCAAACUGUGUGGCACUACAACUGGGGCAAAGGAAAGGAUAUUGUACAAGGGGCAUUCAUGUUUAAUUGUAAAUAUAUAUAUAUAUAUAUAUAUAUCCACCUUUGUAGCCAACUGCCUGAAUGAUCAGAAUAGCAUGAAUAGGAGCUGCAGCUUCCUUUCACUUUCUUCGGCAACCAUUGGAAAUCCUUUAUCGACCUGGACUGCAGAAUUCCAGGCUGGCCAUACAUGCCCAGCUAGGAGUAUAGUUUAAACUGGCCUGACCAAAUCUGGGCAUGUAUGGCCAGUUUAUUAACAUCCUGUUAUCGCCAUCUCUCAUAUCUGUCUACAUGGAUAAUUAGUCAAAAGUACAAGUUCAGCUCCUCUCCUAACUCACUCCUGCACCAUCUUUAGUUAACAACAAUCUAAGGAGUGACGUCAGGUUCUUCUUUCCGUUUUAAAUUAUAUAUUUGUAAUUAAACUCUUAAUUGAUUGUUGCCACUGCUCUGAUGCUUGGCAAUAUGGCUGCAUUCACUAAACUUCUAUUGAGAAGUGAUUGGUGCCACUGGUCUAACUGACCCCAGUGAACAUGUUGAACCACCCUUAUGCUAAAUAAAGACUGAAAAAAGAGUAUUUUGGUUUCUAUGAUGGCAAUACAACUUAACAUAGUAUCAUUUUAACCUAACCAAUUUUCAGAUAAACCAUAUACAAUUAUAUCCCUUUACUUAUUUUUCCCCAUUAUAACCACAAUCCCAUCUACCAACUAUGUAUAUGUGCUAUGUGCUAUCUCAUAAUAUAACAUCCAGCCCCCAAGAUUCUAGUAAUCCAAAUAAAUAACAGUUACAGAUUAAAUAAAGUUUUUUCAUUUCUGGAUGUCACAGCACAAAUUGAUCCUUGAGGAUAUAGAGAGAGAGGGAAGCUGCUAUUGCUGCAGGGUUGGGCGGCUUCUCAGUAGAAACUUGAUUCGCUGGUGGAUGUAAGGCUGAUGCCACACGAGGCGUAGGGCUGAAAUUUUCGU